CAUUCGGCUCAUCUAGUCUAAAGGUUGCAAUCAGCCUUGGACCAAAGGGACCUAACUUCUGGCAUAAAUAGCAGCAAGCACUCUGGUUUCAUCCUUUUCUGUGGCAGAACUGCUAAGCUGCAAGAAGAAGCAAGGGCUCUUAACUUCCCAGGGCUUCACAGGAAACACCACCCAGUAAGUGUGAAAUAUUUGCAUGUAUUACUAAUGUACAUUCCUACUAUCUUAGCUGCUGUUUUUAAUUCUGUCCAAUUCUUAAAGUAAAGAAGUUUUAAAAAUAAUGUUAAAAGUUAUUGUUUAAAACAAUCAUAGUUUGGUGUUUUAUUAUCUAAUAUCUUGUAAAAUAUGCCCCCCUCCUAAUUUCUGCAUCAUGGGACUUAGCAGCUAGAUUAUGCCUUAAAUUUGCAUGUACUAACUCUGACCUACAGUGUUGUAUGCCAUGAGGCAGUUUUUAAACUCAGUUUUCAAAGGAAGUAUGUCUCUGGGCAAAAUGACGUGCAACUUAGUAUUUUAAAACAUAUAUACCAUACGCACCGAAGCAAUUGCUAACAUAAUUGGGCCAAGAUGUGAUUCCAAUAAGACUGAAAAAGCAAAACUGUAAACGGAUCUUGAAAAAGCACGUUGCCAGAAACAUGCUUCAUUUUCCAAUCGGAAACAUUUGUUUGGGGUACUGUUACAACUUCAACUUAUUCGAAAGUCUUAUGAUUCUUAAAUGCAGCAGAGUUUUUGGCAGUUGACUUUCUGCAUGCUCAGAGUCUAACUGUAUCAAGCUUUCAUUUAUUUAACCCACAGAGAGGAACGUGGAGGGUUUUCUGCACGGGCGAGGAAAUGGAAAACUUGACCGCUGUCUCCAGCUCCUAUAGAAUCAUCAUAGCAUUGCUUUUCACUGUUCUGAGCUUUGUUCAUUGUUUGCCUAUUGAGGAAGACUCUGUUUGCACAGCAGAAGAACUUGCAAGGUACACCAUUAUUUUCACAGGAAAGUGGACCCAGGCAUCGUUCCCUAAGCAGUACCCUCUGUUCAGGCCUCCAGCACAAUGGUCGUCACUUCUGGGUAAGUCAGGCUCGUGCAGUUACUAAAGGCAAGCUAACUCUCUAAAAACCGUACCAUCUUUUCUUAAUUUAUUUAUUUUUUUGUAAUCAAGUUACGUCUAAGUUCCUAUGACUGAGAGACCAAACAUGCACUAUCAGCAAGCUCAGUGUUAUACAAUGUGGGGCUGGUUUCUCCGGCUAGCUUCUGUUUCCAAUUUUGCUGCAGCUAAAGUAAACAGCAUACCUUACUUCUUUAAACAUAGCUUGUUCCACUUCAGAAAGAGAGGAGAAGAACAGCAUACAGUAUAUUAUUAAGCAAAUCUAAACCAGACUCCUGCCUGCUGCAAUGUCUUCCCUUCCACAGGCGCUGCCCAUAACUCUGACUACAACAUGUGGAAAAUGAACGAGUUUGCCAGCAACGGGAUGCGUGACUUUGCCGAAAGAGGUGAACCCUGGGCAUUAAUGAAGGAAAUAGAAGCAGCUGGGGAAAAAAUCCAAAGCAUUCACGGAAUAUUCUCCGCUCCUGCCAUUUCCACUGGCACGGGGCAAACGGCCGCAGACUUGGAGGUCCACCCAAGACACCCGCUGGUAAGUAGGGAAAAUACUCAUUGGCCUAUUUUUUUGUAAAAAAAUAAAUAAAAAAUAGAGCCAUCACCCGAUUAAAGAAAUGGAAGUCGGUUACUUAAAACGAGUGUGUUAUUCAGUCAGUUGUUUUCCCCCCAAAAUUGCAUGCAAUUAAAACAAUGGUUUUCAACAACCGGGAGUCCUUAAAUUUUAGGUGUGUACAUCACAGCAAGCACCUUUGAAGAGAGGCAUGUCGUUGUGUGUCUGUCCGCAGGGGGAAUGCCUCUUUCAAGAUGGUUCCUGCCACCUCCGUAUGGUUUUUAAAAAUAUAAGUAAAGGUAAAGGGACCCUUGACCAUUAGGUCCAGUCAUGGCCGACUCUAGGGUUGCGGCGCUCAUCUUGCUUUAUUGGCCGAGGAAGCUGGCAUACAGCUUCCAGGUCAUGUAGCCAGCAUGACUAAGCUGCUUCUGGCGAACCAGAGCAGCGCACGGAAACGCCAUUUACUUUCCCGCCGGAGCGGUACCUAUUUAUCUACUUGCACUUUGAUGUUCUUUUGAACUGCUAGGUUGGCAGGAGCAGGGACCGAGCAAUGGGAGCUCACCCCGUCACGGGGAUUCGAACCGCCGACCUUCUGAUCGGCAAGUCCUAGGCUCUGUGGUUUAACCCACAGCACCACCCGCGUCUAUAAGUAGUUAUAGUACUAUAAGUAGUACUAUAAGUAGUUACAUCUAAAUAAAGGCUUUAAAAGAAAAGAAACGACCGUGUUGGCCAAUUCAUUGGGGUGUCAACAGGCCUGUUCAGAGGUUGUGUGAUGCCUGGGGCGAGAGUCUUGUUAGAAUAAAGUUAUAAACUCAAACAAAAAAAGCAGCCUGCUUGGUUACAUAAGAGCAAGGUAGCUCAGAUAAACCAGUUUAUUGCACCAGACACGUGGCUCCAACAGCCCAGGACAUGCGCCACUGCGGUGGCGGCAGCGCCGAAUCAGAUCCUCAUCUGCUAGUAUGCAGUAACGCAGGUCUAGAUUUUACUAUCAAAGUCUUGCAGCGCAUUAAGUCCCCAGUCAGCUGGGUGGUACGGGUCCAGUGGAAGAUUUAGGAAAGUGCAACCAGAUUGGUCAUGUUGGGCAUAGAGCCUUGGGGUGGCACUGUGGUCUAAACCACUGACCCUCUUGGGCUUGCUGAUCAGAAGAUCGGUGGUUCAAAUCCCUGCGACGGGGUGAGCUCCUGUUGCUCUGUCCUAGCUCCUGCCAACCGAGCAGUCUGAAAGCAUACCAGUGCAAGUACAUAAAUAGGUACCACUGCAGCGGGAAGGUAAACGGCGUUUCCGUGCGCUCUAGUUUCCAUCACGGUGUCCUGUUGCGCCAGAAGCAGUUUAGUCCUGCUGGCCACAUGACCCGGAAAGCUGUCUGUGGACAAACACCAGCUUCCUCGGCCUGAAAGCGAGAUGAGCGCCGCAACCCUAUAGUCGCCUUUGACUGGACUUAACCGCUCGGGGGUCCUUUACCUUCACUUUUUAGAGCCGUGGGGGUGCCACAACUACAAUUCAUAAUGGAGCGCAAGAGGCCUUGCAUGGGAUGCUGCUGAAAUUUGAAAGCCCAAGGUCUUGGCAUGACAGCUUAAGUUUGGCAGGUCCCUGGCAGGGGCCCCCCAACCAACUUAGCCCUCCAAGGCCUAUCACAAGUGUAUCCAGCUGCCCCCCCUCCAAAUAGGCCUGAGGAUCAAUUGAGGCAUCUAACUGAUUCGUCAAUCAAAGGUUGCAGCUCUUGGAAGCAUGGGUGGAAUUGCAUGAGCAGACGUCACCUUCCUCUUUUCACCCACUUCAGAUUUUGAGGGUGGAGCGGAGACUGCCGAGAGGAGGAGAGGAAGGCAACGUCCCAUCGCAUUAGAAGUCUGCUCCACGCCUGCACAAACAGCUUUGUACACAGCCCAAUAUGUGCAUGACUGAAACUAUUUGAAGAAGAGUCUCUUAUAUAAGCGCCGCAGAGUUUAAUAUAUUUUGCUCAAGAGGCCGCCAAGUGUGAUGUGGGAAAGGGCCGUAUUGUGCCAUAAUCAAUAAAAAUAAAUAAAGUAGAUUAUUUCUAAAACAGACUCUCCAAGUGUCCCUAUUUUCCAGUGACAGUCCUGGAUUUACAGAAGGCGUCCUGGGUUCUAAUUUGAUCCCAGAAUGUCCCGCUUUUCCUUAGGACAUCCCUAUUUUCAUCAGAGAAAUGUUGGAGGGCAUGAAGUUAUGCGACUCCUGAGCCAAGAAGAUACAACCAUUAGAAGCCUGUAUAGGGAUUUUUUUUAAAAAAAUGUUUAAUGGGUGGCAUAUAAAUAAUCAACUUAUUAUGAUUAUUGAAUAGGACACCCCUAUUUCCAUCGGAGAAACUUUGGAGGGUAUGUUAUGAUAUUACUGUUACACUGGUUUAUUUACAUGUGACGUUGUGGUGCAAUAAUAUAAGGAGGCUUAAUCUAACGUGCUUAAUUCGGGUUCUGAAGUAAGCCUUUUCUUUUUUUUUAACUGCUAGGUGUCCAUUGCAGUGCGAAUUGUGCCCAGCCCUGACUGGUUCGUGGGCAUUGACAGUUUAAAUCUGUGUGAAAAAGACCACUGGAAACAGAAAGUAUCUUUGGAUCUUUUCCCGUAUGACGCUGGCACUGACAGUGGCUUCACGUUUUCCUCCCCCAAUUUUGCCACUAUCCCACAGGAUCCUGUCACAGAGGUAAGUUUCUAAGCCGUUCCUUGACUGGUCAAACACACAAUUCCAUUCAACAUUAGUGUGAUCAUUAUUUUAUAUCACAGCCGUAAUUGUGAUGGUAGCAUAGGGACACGGGUGGCGCUGUGGGUUAAACCACAGAGCCUAGGACUUGCUGAUCAGAAGGUCGGCGGUUCGAAUCCCCCCAAUGGGGUGAGCUCCUGUUGCUCGGUCCCUGCUCCUGCCAACCUUGCAGUUCGAAAGCACGCCAGUGCAAGUAGAUAAAUAGGUACCGCUCUGGCGGGAAGGUAAACGGCAUUUCUGUGCGCUGCUCUGGCAAACCAGAGCAGUGCACAGAAACGCCCUUUACCUUCCCGCCGGAGCGGUACCUAUUUAUCUACUUGCACUUUGACGUGCUUUCGAACUGCUAGGUUGGCAGGAGCAGGAACUGAGCAACGGGAGCUCACCCGUUGUGGGGAUUCAAACCGCCAACCUUCUGAUCGGCAAGCCCUAGGCUCAGUGGUUUAACCCACAGCACCACCCACAUCCCUCACAUUGUCUACGAUGUCUAUAUUUCAGGCAGUUUCUGCAUGUGCUGUAGAGGGAAGUGUGGGGCAGAUAAGGCUCAUCAACAGGGGAAGGUAACUCAUCUGGGAGAGGGAAAACUCUAGUUCUAAACCUCCGCUGCCUUAAGGGAUAUCUUUGGGAUGUUGUCAUGUGGGCAGCCCAGGAUCUCCAUACACACUGCUCAGGAAGUGACCUGGCAGGUCACUAUGGCAGACUAAUCCAGCAAACACAAAGCGGGAGGGAGCAGUUUUGAGUUACCACUGGUCUCUGCAGCCACAGCAAGUGCUGUGAAUCUUCAGUGGCUCGACUUCACCCCCAGAGGUGCACUCCAUUGUCUCUCGAGACAGACGGAUGCCAACGACAACAAGAGACGUUCAUUGGACAUCUGUAUAGAGGUCAAAUCACAUAAGCCUCUUUCACAAGAGCACCACCUCCUGAUUUUAAGAGUUAGCAAUCGAGGGCAUCAAGCGAUGCACACAACUCUGUGUAUGUCGGCUCCCAGUCAAAUGUGAUGUCAUAAAGUAUGGGGUUUUUUGUGACUCCAUAACAAGUUGAUCACUAUCCCAACUCUCAAAGCCUCUUUUGACAUUUCUUUAAUACUGUUUUUAAAAGAGCAUUCCAGAGGCAAGAGCUUUUUGCCGCAACAAAUAGGUGCAAUUAAUUUUUCUUUCUUUCUUCAUGCACAGAGGUCUGCACAUUGAUACCUGUUUUUAGGGAAACAGCAAAAUUUCACAUCUAAAGCCAUUCUUAGGCUGUAACAUGCAACCCAUCCAUAGGAUACAAUGUGAGGGGGAGCUUAUUGGUGUUUUUGAAUUCUUAAAAUUCAUGGCACUUCCCCCCCCCCAAAAAAAAAUCAAUUUGUUUAUGCAGGUGCAAACCCUUUACUAAUGGCCUUGGAAUGCACAUACUUAAUAGUGUUCUUCUUAGCACUUUUGCCUUUUUGAAAAACCUUUAACUCUGCUGACUGUUCUCCUACAGGUGAGAAAUGUUACAGCAUGGUUUGUUGCUCAGACAAACCAUGAUCAAUAAGUCAAGAACAUACUUUAACUACAGAUCAUGGUUUGAUCAGAGUGUAACAAAUCAUGAUCCCCAGUUCAGACAGAACACUAAGCAUGGUUUGUUUCACCUGUACUCUAGCAGGCAGGAACAGAGUGGUUAAGAUUGACAUGUUGACAUUAAUAUGGUUUACUGUGAUGUGUGAACAAGGCCACUCAGACAUUGCCCUACUAUGGGAAAGAAGCAGGCAAUGUUGUCAAUAACUGCCGGCUACUUCGGAGAAGGUGUAACCUCAGGUACAGCUUUGCUAUUGGUUAAAAACUGUUUUACAUAUUUAUUGAAACACUUUCACAAAGCUUCACACACAAAGCUGCACCAAGAAACAAAAAACAAUCAUAAAACCACAAUAAAACCACUAGGGCUGUGCAGACAUCCCUGAUCUGAUUUAUAACCCUGAUUUAUAAAUCUGGAUUGGACCAGAUUUGGUCUAGACCAGAUUCAGCCAAUCCCAGAACUGAACCCAGCUUGUGAUCCAGAAAUGACAGAUCCCCAGAAAUCCUAUUGCAAAACAAGAGCAUUCUUGUUUCUUUACAUAGAGCAGUGGUGGCCAAACUUGGCCCUCCAGCUGUUUUGGGACUACAAUUCCCAUCAUCCCUGACCACUAGUCCUGUUAGCUAGGGAUGAUGGGAAUUGUAGUCUGAAAUCAGCUGGAGGGCCAGGUUUGGCCACCACUGACAUAGAGGCAUGAACUGUGGAGCUGUGUUUGCUGCAACAGAGGCACAGUAGCUGUAGGGGGUUGCAUUCUAGCUCCUACGACUGCCCCUUGCCCCCUGCUUUUGAUAGUUCUGGAUUACCCCGGGUGGAUCUGCCACAGAGCUAUCCUGGGCUCCUGCUAUCCACUCUGGCUGAAUCCCGGUUCAGUUCAAAUUGGUACAAUUUGGUUCCCUGGCAUUUGUUGGCAUGUUGAGAUUGUGGGCAUCCGUCUGUCUCGGGAGACAAUGAAAGGGUGCACCUUUGGGGGGUGACAUCAACCCGCUGGAGACUCUGAACUCCCAAGAACCCACUGAAGUAAGUGGACAGUGGUGGGUCAGCACUGUGUUGACCAGGGUCUGCCUGGCUUAAUGAAGGCAGUAGCUGACCAGUGAAACACAAUCAUCUCUCUCACUGAUGGAAGGCAACCUCUAGUGCUCAUACCUUAUGCCAGUCAAGUUGAGCUUAAGGUAAAGGUAAAGGGACUCCUGACCAUUAGGUCCAGUCGCGGACGACUCUGGGGUUGUGGCGUUCAUCUCGCUUUACUGGCUGAGGGAGCCAGCGUACAGCUUCUGGGUCAUGUGGCCAGCAUGACUAAGCUGCUUCUGGCGAACCAGAACAGCGCAUGGAAACACCAUUUACCUUCCCGCCAGAGUGGUACCUAUUUAUCUACUUGCACUUUGACGUGCUUUUGAACUGCUAGGUUGGCAGGAGCUGGGACCGAGCAACGGGAGCUCACCCCGUUGUCAGGAUUCGAACCACCAACCUUCUGAUUGGCAAGCCCAAGAGGCUCUGUGGUUUAACCCACAGCGCCACCCGCAUCUAAGUUGAGCUUAGAACUUGUAAAUGCUGCCUUUCACACACCGAAGUGACCUUUCUGGGGUGCAACACUUUUACUCUCGCAAGAUUCAAUGUAUUGCCCUCGGCUGUAUUUGAGGGACGAUUCCAACAGAUUCCACAUGAAAAACGCUUAUGUCCAUGUGGAGUUGGGAGUACCGAAUCGGUGGCGCAUGCCCUUCUGGCUUGCACUCUUUAUAAAGACUUGAGGAGUGAGAUUAUCACCCCUCUUUUAUCGUCUGUUCUGGGUCUCCCAACCACUGCCACAAUGUCCUUUCUCUUGGCAGAUCAAGAUGAGCAGGUGACAGCAAAGGUUUUUAGCUGGGGCAAUCAGAAUAAGAUCCACCAUUUGACUAUUGAUUCAAAACCCCAAAAUGUAUUUUAUAUAAUUGCCUUUUUAUUUCUAUCCUUUGUAUAUCGUAUCUUUGUUUUAUUACUAUGGCUGACGGCUGAUGCAAAUAAAAUUCAUUCAUUCAUUCUCUGGGGCACAAGCCUGGGCAGUGUGCAUGGAAGUCUUGGGCUGCCCAGACCACAAGACUGGCAUAUACUUGGCCAGAGCCAGUGAACUCCCCUAAUAUAUACGGAGAGCUAUCCCCAUGAUGGGGUGAGCUCCCAUUGCUCGGUCCCUGCUCCUGCCAACCUAGUUCAAAAGCACGUUGAAGUGCAAGUAGAUAAAUAGGUACCGCUCUGGCAGGAAGGUAAACAGUGUUUCCGUGUGCUGCUCUGGUUUGCCAGAAGCGGCUUAGUCAUGCUGGCCACAUGACCCAGAAGCUGUACGCCGGCUUCCUCGGCCAAUAAAGCGAGAUGAGCGCUGCAACCCCAGAGUCGGUCACGACUGGACCUAAUGGUCAGGGUUCCCUUUACCUUUUUAUACUAAUAGUUCUCUGAUUGCUUCUCCUUAUGCAGCCCAAACGUUGCCAUCUAUUAACCAGCAGAUUUGAUGGAACCCCAAGAUUAGUAAAAGAUCAAAAAGAAACCUUUAGGGGAAAAUGAGAACUGAGCAUGUUCAAUGGGUGCAGUACUAUGAUGAAUGGUGAUGGGACAGCAAAUGGAAGUGGUGGAACCCUGUGCAGGAGCAACCCGCACUGCAACAUUUUGCUGCAGAUUCCCUUUGUGAUACUAAAUUGGUAUCUUUUGUAUAUGUGUUUCAAUUCACAGAUCACUGCUUCCUCUCCAAGUCACCCAGCAAACUCGUUUUAUUACCCCAAGCUUAAAAAAUUACCACCUAUCGCUCGAGUAACUAUGAUAAAAGUGAAAAGAGGCAAACUAGGAUUUCCUCCUCCUCAGCCCAAUGUGACUGCAAUCAGGAAUGAAAUUGAUGAUUCUGUUUCAGGUAAGUGUUUAACACUUGGAUAACGUGGACUGUUUUGCUAUAAGUAAGUAUGUAAUGUGAAAAAAUGAAUGCACAGGGAGAUCAUAUGGAUAAAUGGCAAAAAUACAUUUAUAUAGAUAAUCCCUGUGGGAUAAUUAAUAAAAGAAUUGGCUGGAUCCCUAGAGAUCCAAAGUGCAAGGCUAAACGUAAAGGUAAAGGGACCUCUGACUAUUAGGUCCAGUUGUGGCUGACUCUGGGGUUGCGGCGCUCAUCUUGCUUUACUGGCCAAGGAAGCCGGCGUACAGCUUCCGGGUCAUGUGGCCAGCAUGACUAAGCCGCUUCUGGCAAACCAGAGCAGCGCACAGAAACGCUGUUUACCUUCCUGCCGGAGCGGUACCUAUUUAUCUACUUGCACUUUGACGUGCUUUCAAACUGCUGGGUUGGCAGGAGCAGGGACCGAGCAACGGGAGCUCACCCCUUCGCAGGGAUUCGAACCGCCGACCUUCUGAUCGGCAAGUCCUUGGCUCUGUGGUUUAACCCACAGCGCCACCCACAUCCCUUAAGGCUAAACAUACUCUCCAGCAAAAAAGAGCCCCCAACAGACUUUAAAAACACAGAAUCAUGCAGCAAAGUUAAGCAAGGGAAUAAUAGACCUUUUAAAUAUUCUGUUCUAGCUGCUUAUGAUGCUUCCCCUUUCUACCCCUCUCACAAUGAACAGACCAUACCAUUAGUAAGUUUGAAUGCUUUACUUACAAACACUGAAGGUCAGAAGGUCAGAUUCACAUGUUAUUCCAUGCAGUGGCAAGUAGGCAGAAAUCUUGGGAUACAAAAUAUAGUGAAAUAGCUCUAAGUACGUGGUCUGAGCUUGUAGUGAGCUAUCUUGGUGAGUUCACAUCCUGAAAAAAGAACAAACAAAGGAGGGAAAUUAACUUUCUUCCAGGUGAGGGAUGUUACCUAGCUGAGCCUAGGAAUGCAAUUUUGUGGCCUUAACCCCUUCAUGCAUUAACCAGCCUUCAGCUUGCUAGUUAUGCUUGACUACAGUUUCCCACACAAUUUCCCUUCUGCAAGUGAUAGUGAAGUUUACUUCCAAAGGAGUACAGUGGUACCUUGGUUCUCAAACUUAAUCUGUUCUGGAAGUCCGUUCCAAAACCAAAGCAUUCCAAAACCAAGGCACGCUUUCCCAAAGAUAAUGCAAAACGAAUUAAUCCAGGCUUUUAAAAACAACCCCUAAAACAGUAAUUUAACAUGAAUUUUACUAUCUUAACAAAACCAUUGAGCCAUAAAAUGGAAGCACUAAUCAAUGUACUGUACUAUAAAAUAAAUAAGACUGUAUUGUAGAUGAUAAAGAAUAUUUUUUUCUUUCUUACCUGCACUGAUAGUCAAUGUUUGGAUGGGGGACUUUUAUCCACUUCCUCAGUCACACAGUCAAUCUAUCAGUAGCUGCAUAGCUGUCAACUUUUCCCUUUUCUUGCGAGGAAUCCUAUUCAGAAUAAGGGAAUUUCCCUUAAAAAAAAGGAAACGUUGACAGCUAUGGUAGCUGAACUGGGUUCCACACAGUCACAAAAAACAAAUUAACCAAAAAAGCCUCAAAAACCAAAACGCAAAAUAAAUAGCAAUAACAAAAGCGCCAAACUUAAUCCGUUCCAGAAGUCUGUUUGACUUCUGAAAUGUUCGAAAACCAAGGUGCAGCUUCUGAUUGGUGCAGGUGUUCCAGAAACAAUAGCCGACAGCUGCAUCGGACGUUCGGCUUCCGAAAAAUGUUCGAAAACUGGAACACUUCCAGUUUCUGGCGUUUGAGUACCCAGGCGUUUGAGAACCAAGGCAUUUGAGAACCAAGGUACCACUGUACUGGCUAGAGUGGAAUUUCAUCAGGCAGAUCACAUGAAGUGCUUUAUGCUGAUACCACACAUCUGCCGGCAGAUUGCUGCCACUGCCCACUGGACAUUCAUAUGACCAGCCACAACAAAGCUGAUUUUAAAAAGCUGCAGGUUGUGCAAUGGUAUCACAGCCAUGUGGAAGGAUGGCUUUUCUGCAACCAGUCCUCAGUGUGUGUAGUAAAUUAUUUGACUUGAUGAAAGAGUGACCAUUAGUGCCUCUGCUUUACUUUAGUUAAAAACUGUGCAGACUGCUGCUUCAUUCAUACCUUAGGGCAGAGGUCCUCUCCCAAACACCCCUGGUCCAUCUGAGAAGGUUCUUUUACCUUCAGCUAGUAAGUGUUUGGGGAUGUCUAAACCACAGAGCCUAGGGCUUGCUGAUCAGAAGGUCAGCAGUUCAAAUCCCCGCGACAGGGUGAGCUCCCAUUGCUCAGAUCCUGCUCCUGCCAACCUAGCAGUUCGAAAGCACGUCAAAGUAGAUAAAUAGGUACCACUCCGGCAGAAAGGUAAACGGCGUUUCCGUGCUCUGCUCUGGUUUCGCCAGAAGCGGCUUAGGCAUGCUGUCCACAUGACCCGGAAGCUGUACGCCAGCUCCCUUGGCCAGUAAAGCGAGAUGAGCGCCGCAAGCCGAGAGUCGUCCGGAACUGGACCUAAUGGUCAGGGGUCCCUUUACUUUUUAGUAAGUGUUUAGUUAAGGUGCUUACAAAUUCACCCACAUGUUAAACAGCAUGGAAAUUGUAAUCACCACCGAGGAAGUAAGCAAAUUUUGCAACACGUCAUGUACACUUUCUCUUGGAUUUUCAGCCCCAGUGCUGCUUAUGUUCAGUCAGAGUUAGCCGAAACUGGCAUCAUAAUUUAUCAUUCCCAUGCAUUCUGGUGCUUGAGUGAACUUACAAUGGCCUUAACUCUUUCCUUACACCAAUGGUUGCUUGAGCCUAGGAUUUCCAUGCCUAGGAAUUUCCUAAAAGGAAAUUCAAGGCAAUCAUUUAUGUAUAUUAUACCUUUAGAAAGUGAAAGCAUUUAGCACAUAUUCUCUUAGGAAUCUUCAUAGUUUGUCCAGUAGUUCAUAACAACAACAACAACAACAACAACAAUUUAUUAUUUAUAUCCUGUCUAUCUGGCUGGGUUUCCCCAGCCACUCUGGGAGGUUCCCAACAGAAUAUUCAAAAUGCAAUAAAAACAUUAAAAACUUCCCUCAACAGGGCUGCCUUCAGAUGUCUUCUAAAAGUCAGUUAUUCAUUUCCUUGACAUCUGAUGGGAGGGCGUUCCACAGGGCGGGUGCCACUACCGAGAAGGCCCUCUGCCUGGUUCUCCUGUAACCUCACUUCUCUCAGGGAAGGGAACCACCAGAAGACCCUCGGAGCUGGACCUCAGUGUCUGGGCUGAACGAUGGGGGUGGAGACGCUCCUUCAGGUAUACUAGGCUGAGUGUUAUGUGGUCUCGGCGGCCACUCCCAGUCACCAGUCUAGCUGCCGCAUUCUGGAUUAGUUGUAUUUUCCGGGUCACCUUCAAAGGUAGCCCCACGUAGAGCGCAUUGCAAUAGUCCAAGCGGGAAAUAACCAGAGCAUGCACCACUCUGGUGAGACAGUCCGCGGGCAGGUAGGGUCUCAGCCUGUGUACCAGAUGGAGCUGGUAGACAGCUGCCCUGGACACAGAAUUGACCUGUGUCUCCAUGGACAGCUGUGAAUCCAAAAUGACUCCCAGGCUGUGCACCUGAUCCUUCAGAAGCACAGUUACCCCAUUCAGGACCAGGGAAUCCCCCACACCUGCCCACCCCCUGUCCCCCAAAACAGCACUUCUGUCUUGUCAGGAUUCAACCUCAAAAGAAAACUUUCUGAGCCUACAAUGUAUUCCAUUGUUGCUUAACUUUGAGAGUGAAGGGACCACAGCUAAGACAGGAAGCCUGAUGCAAACCUUGGACUAUAGACCACUGCUAUCAGAAACAGUGAACUGAGAGAUAUCAAAAGAGAUGUUAGAACAGAUCACUAGAACAGGGGUAGGCAACCUAAGGCUGGAUGUGGCCCAAUCGCCUUCUCAAUCCGGCCCGCGGACAGUCCAGGAAUCAGUGUGUUUUUACAUAAGUAGAAUGUGUCCUUUUAUUUAAAAUGCAUGUCUGGGUUAGUUGUGGGGCUUGCCUGGUGUUUUUACAUGAGUAGAAUGUGUGCUUUUAUUUAAAAUGCAUGUCUGGGUUAUUUGUGGGGCAUAGGAAUUUGUUCAUUCCCCCACCCCUCUAAUAUAGUCCAGCCUGCCACAUGGUCUGAGGGAUGGUGGACUGGCCCACGGCUGAAAAAGGUUGCUGACCGCUAGACUAGAGGAAAUAAGCUAAACUCAGCAAAUUCUCUCUCUCUCUCUCUCUCUCUCUCUCUCUCUGUCUCUCUGUCUCUCUCUCUCUCUCCCCCCAUAGACAAUUUCACACACACACACACACACACACACACACACACACACACACAAACAUAUUUAGAGCACAAUUUUUAUUAAUUUAAAAAGACUACCAGCUUUUGGUACAGUUCCAUGCAGUAGCUUCAAUAGAGGUGUACAGCAACAGACAAUCUCACAAAGUUUAGUCAGUUAAAGAGGAAGAUUGCAGGGGAGGGUUGUGGUUUUUUUGGUGUUUUUUUUUGAAAGAGUAAGAAGAAAGCAAGAUGAACUGGGAAUGUAUCAAGUUGUUUACAUCACAGUUCUCCAGAGCUUUUGCUUUAGUUUAAACAAAACUUAUGCAACCAUACAUUGUGACAUUAUGUUAGGGAAAAUAGGGGAAAACACUAUGGAAAACACUUGUUGCGAAUUCUGACUGGAAAUACUAUUUCAUAUAUGUGGACAUUUCAGUUAGUUUAAUACAAGUCACCAGAAUACAAGUCACCAGAUCUUGAACAACUAUGCUGGCACUCAGAGCGUUCUGGGGCUUGCUUUUAAAGGCUUGCAAGGCUUGGGGUCCAGGAAUAUCCCCACUUAUUGUCAGAGACCUAUGGCUUAAACCUGGCUUGUUUGAAAUUAACCACUGUUUGUCAACACAGUGUGAUAGGAAUUUUAUGGUCUUAGAUAUAUGGUAAUGUUCAUAAGUGUACCAACCAAGCACGUACAUAGAUCAGCACAGGAAGACCAACCUGGAACCAUUUUGAUUCCUAAACUGAGCAAAUGUUUUCUCUGCAAGGUCAAAGUGGGAAACCUCCCCAUUGUCUCUUUCCUCACAAAUCCUGUCUUAAGGGCACAUUUAAGAUAUGAAUAGGGUGUGAGCCUGUGACCUGGCCCAGGAACUAAGUACAAAUCAUUGACCAGAGAUCCUCAGGCAAUCCAAUCAAGUAACCUGCCAGACAGGAGAUAAACAAGGACAGGAGAAAAACAACAUUCAAAUUUCUGUUUAAGACCGCCUUUUCUGUGAUGUAUGCAUGAUGUAUGGAGGGCUGGUCUUGGUUACGCUCUCAGUGAUGCAUGUAUGAAGUUUCUAAGGUGGUCUGAUCUACAGGUGGCAGUUCAAAGUCUUUAUAAGGCCUUGUGUGCCAUUGUUCUGGGUCCUCCUCCUCGCCUGCAGGUGAGGGGAGCACCCUGUUGCAACAGAUCAAUAAAGAUCAAGCUUACUAGCUGCUUUGCUUCUCAAUAUUCUCUGGUUGGCCUCUGUUAUCUUCUCCUACCAAUAGGGAACCUAUGUAAGGACUCUAUAUGGGCUCUUGGAUACCCCAUAAAGGAAAAGGGCAAUUUUUGUUUACAUCAACAGCAUACUAUAGCUGAGGGAAAGCAGGAAGCUUCCAUCGCCUUCUCCUGGCCUUGAGGGACAAGCAUGGGGCAGGAUGCUUGAUAUGGUUCAUGCACACUUGGCUCCUGGAUCUGAAGCAGACUCCUGUUGCUUUAUCCAUUUCCUGUAUAUUUCAGAAACUCCCCUGGAUUGUGAGACAUCGCUGUGGUCUUCUUGGGGCCUCUGCAGAGGCACGUGUGGACAUUUAGGAACUAAAAGACGAACUCGGUAUAUACGUCUCCAGCCGGCCAAUAAUGGAUUACCCUGCCCAGAGCUGAAUGAAGAAAAAGAAUGCGACCCGGAUAACUGCGUGUGAGACGGUUCUCUGGGACAAUAAUUUAGAUAAUUUAAAUAUAGGAUACACUUGGUUAACACCACCUAUUCCUGUUAAUAUUCCUUAUUUUUCAGAAUAGUUGUAAUAUUUUGUUGAAAUGUUUUGCUAAACUGAGUUGGGCAUGUUUAGCCUGGAGAAGAGGAGGUUAAGGGGUGAUAUGAUAGCCAUGUUCAAAUAUAUAAAAGGAUGUCACAUAGAGGAGGGAGAAAGGUUGUUUUCUGCUGCUCCAGAGAAGUGGACACGGAGCAAUGGAUCCAAACUACAAGAAAGAAGAUUCCACCUAAACAUUAGGAAGAACUUCCUGACAGUAAGAGCUGUUCGACAGUGGAAUUUGCUGCCAAGGAGUGUGGUGGAGUCUCCUUCUUUGGAGGUCUUUAAGCAGAGGCUUGACAACCAUAUGUCAGGAGUGCUCUGAUGGUGUUUCCUGCUUGGCAGGGGGUUGGACUCGAUGGCCCUUGUGGUCUCUUCCAACUCUAUGAUUCUAUGAUUCUAUUCUAUGAUUCUAUGAUUCUAUGAGUUGCUAGAUAGAAAACAGCCUUUUUAUUAUGGACUACUGCAGUGCCACCUGGUGGCAGAAACAUUUCUCAACCGUAUGUACUUCAAUUAUCAGACAUGCAUAUCUGUAAAAAAAAAAAGUAAAGGCCACUACUUUUAAGAAUUAGAA
This is a messenger RNA of Podarcis lilfordi (Lilford's wall lizard), 15325 nucleotides long. The record is from the annotation of a GenBank genome assembly. Lineage: Eukaryota; Metazoa; Chordata; Lepidosauria; Squamata; Lacertidae.